Messenger RNA from Echinococcus granulosus, 978 nucleotides. RefSeq names its product egf-like domain protein. The record is from RefSeq and is a predicted model, not a curated record. The transcript is spliced from 3 exons. The coding region runs from base 1 to 978 and encodes 325 amino acids. Lineage: Eukaryota; Metazoa; Platyhelminthes; Cestoda; Cyclophyllidea; Taeniidae.
AUGCCAUGCCUGAAGAGGAUGAAGGAAAGGAUCUUUGGUUACCUUGUAGAAUGUGAGGCGAGUAAUUGUGAAGACGCCUAUGCCGAGUGCUUUAACUUCACCUCGACGGUGUGUUGCGUCUGCCCUCCAGGAUUCAAUGGCGGUGGAUGGGAGAAGUGCAUACACCGACGCUCUGCCGAUCGUUUUAUCCGCCUAAAAGGAAUGAUAUCAAUCAAACAUCCUGACGAUAACUACGAACACAGUUUCCCGAUCUCCCACGAGACAAUCACAAUUCGAGGUCCACCACUGGGUCAAACGGCAAUAUACGACGUCCCUUCCAUGGGUGUGGUGCACAACACCCUUCGUCUUCUCACCCCACUCCUUCAUUACAUUAAUAGCCUCACAAGCUUUCCAACCGAAAACUCACGAAUCUACAACAUAUUUUCCCUGACAGGUGGAUUUUCUAACCUUGUUCGCCUGAGAUUCAAUGUCUCCUAUCAGGGUCUCGGCAACCUCCUGGUUGAUAUUCAGAUUCAACGCUCCAUCUCGGACUCGGAUUACUACGAGGGAAAUAUGAAUGUAGAGGUGAGAAUUGAGGAGUCGUUUAAGGUACCGAAGGAAAUCUACGUGGAGAAGCAGUUUGGCAGUAGGGUGAUUCACUACUCAAAAAUCGCACGAGGUGUUCUGCGAUUCAGACGUCAACGCCUGAAACUCACUACGAUAACGCAGCAGACUCCGAAGGUAUUGCGAGUCGGCAUAAUCGGAACGGGGUACGUGUCAGUGGACGAAGCAGCGUGUCUGUUGCAGAAUGGCUCUCUAUUGGAGGAAGAUAAAGAUGCUUUCAGUGUGCGACUGGAUCCAAAAGGCUAUUGUAAUACGGCCUGCCCACACAGUAGCACCUUCUGCACCAUCUACUGCCUCGACUACCCUGUUCUAGAAUCUCAACAGGCGUUCCCAGAGUUGCACACUUCUUUUGCAAACAUAAAAUAUUCUGCUUAA